GAGCUAGCUACUUCCGCAUUGUUGUCACUCCCCCUCCACAGCUACUGUUGACCCUGCUGCAUACACGCUUGAAACAACCAACUCAUUUGCCACCCCGGGGAUUACUUGUCUUUUAAAUCCAGUUUGUUUGCAAGCCAAUUUGCGCUGUUCUCGUUCUUGCUGCUGUAGGAGUUCUGGCGAGUCCGCAGCCACUGCUGGCCAUGGAGCGAGGAAGCGGGUUUUUAUUCAUGAAGUAUGGGACGGCAGCGUCUCUUGCGAUGUUUCUGCUGGCGUACUGGUUCCGACCUCCCGGGGAGUCAAGGCUGGAUGACCGGCUGGACACGGUGCUGUCCUCCCUGCUGCGGGCUGAAAGCAAAGUGGGGAUUAACAACGCCAGACCCAGGGUGGCGAUAGGUUUAGGGGGUUGUGUAGACAUUCUCGUGGACGGGGUGAGGUUGCUGAAUAAGAUCGGCCUUCCACCCACAGACCAGCCUCUACAUCAUGACUACAUAGAGAACGCUGAUCAGCUGGCAGAGAGCUUCGCUUACUUCUUCGUCCCGGGAGCCGCUGCAGAGCGGUUUGUGAUGAACAACACCCUGUUCAGUCAGCUGGUCGAGACAUCUCGUGAGUUGCCCGGCAACCGCUGGUCCAUAGGUGGCAACGCCCCAGUGAUGGCUGGUCGAAUGGCAACCGAGGGCUGCGACGUGUUGCUAGGGGGGAGCUUUAGCCCUGACUUCGCUGAUGUACUGUCCCAGCACAUCACAGUUGCAGGUAAUGUGGUGGAGGAGCCUGAUAUCCAUCUGAUCCUGGAGUACCCAUCUGGAGCCACCUGGGGCCAGUACACCGCCCGCAGGGCCAACAGGUACAUAGUCCACAGCGAUGACCAUAACCCAUACCUAGCGUCACUGGAGGACUUUGAGGAUAAGCUGCAGGACUUCCAUCCUGACCUGCUGGUGAUGGGCGGGCUCCAAAUGAUGGACAGCUUCCCCUUCCGACAGGGUGAGAGGAAACACCUGCUCUCUCGGCUGGGCAAUCUCCUCUCCUCCUCCUCCCCUCGGACGGGCGUCCAUUUUGAGAUGGCCAGCUUCGUGGAUGAGGGUCUAAUGGGGGACCUGCUGCGUCUGGUCCUGCCCAAUGCCGACUCCCUGGGGAUGAACGAGCAGGAGCUGCCCAACCUGCUCAGCCUGUUGAGGGGCUCUAACGUCACCGUACUCUCUGACCCUAACCCCCGCGUUGCUACUGUCCUCGACCAGAUGAGGGAGCUCUACCGCCUGGUCAACCAGCACUACCGCGAUGCUAAUGAGGAUAGCGGCGUGGACGCUAAUGCAGCUAGCGCUAAAGGCCGGCCGCUGUCCAGGCUCCACGUGCACACGUUGGCGUUCCAGGCCAUGAUCGUGACGCGUGGCUCCCAGUGGAAGAACACCAUGUCAGCCGUGGCCAAGGCCUCGCUUACCGCCAACCGCCACGUGUGCGGCUCGCCGGACAUCGACCCCAGCAAAGCGCGGCUCAUCAUGGACGAGUCAUUCUCUGUGAGCCGGCAGGAGGGCAGCCAGCGGAUCCCUCUAGAGGAGACCAGGCCUGUCAGCUGCUGGGACGAGGAUGACUAUGAGAUCUGUGUGGCCCCCAACCUGGUGUGCACAGAUGUUUACCAGACUGCAGGGGGAGGGGACAACAUCUCUGCCGCAGGACUGGUGCUGCAGAUCUGAGCCAACUUUAGGGACCAACGGCUAACUCUAACAAAGAGAUCCCCUAACAUGUGAAGUCUUUUAUCAUUCUGGUUUUAGGUGUGUUUAUUGUGUUGCCGGUGCAAUGCAAACGCUGGGUGCAGUGUGUCUGGCAGGGCUGAGCCUACUCCUCUUCUGUGCUUUUAGUUGUCCUCUGCCUCCUCUCCUCCUCCUCUUUCUCCUGUCCUCUGCCUCUUCUCCUCCUGUGCUCCUCUUUCUCCUGUCCUCUCUCUGAGCAGUAUGACCUGACACAUCCACAUACACUCACUCAUUCCAUCAGGUGGAGCUCAUCUCAUAAUGUCACUCAUAUCAUAUGGGACCUAUUUCCCCAACCAGGGCCACGUUCCGUAGCCAAAUGUUGCAGAUAGAAAUACCACGAAUAGAGCCGACGUGAUUCCUUACUCUACAUGUCAGAGGCAUAUUUGUUCUACAUAGCAUAUUUCUAUCUGAAUAUCCAAAAUGUUGCGUCCUGCUGAACGCGCCCCCAUGUGUUUUUCCUCUGACGUGUGUGUUAAGGUCCAGACACUGAUCACAUACACAUGACAUAUCCACUCCCUGUAGAGCAUUACAUAAAUACAUAUCUGGUGUCCAUAGCUAUUCCAUUCUGUCCCAGGAUAUCCAGGCACAAAACAAACAUUCCAUCAGUUUCACCAUUUCAGCCAACAACAUUCUAUUGUUUUUCCUCAAGGGAACGUUCAAUUGUUUUCUCUCAGGGGAAAGCUUUUGUUUGAUAUCUGACUCUUUUCAUGUUAACCUGAUUUAGAGCUGGUGGCAUAUGGGUCUUAUCUCAUGUGUCUAGCUAAGCAGUAGAAAAGGGAAUUUAAAUGUGUUAGCUCAGUGUUGCGUGAUGAUUCUUCCUCAGUCUGUCCUGUACACAUAAUGCAUUGUAAUGUUGUCAUCUUCAGUCUGAAUACUAUGUAAUGAUUGAUGACAACCACAGGGAGUGUUUCUCUGUUAUGUCUGUAAUGUGAAAGAGAAACUUUUUUACCUUUAACAUGAGCAUGUAUUCUUCUCAUAACCUCCUCACUCUCCGUAUACUGCCUGCAUCCUAUCAUAUCAUUGAGUCAUACACACAUUAGGUGCUUAAGUUGUGUGUUUGAAUGAUUAUUGCAUGGGCCACAUACAAGGCGCUUUGGAUAAAAGCAUCUGCAAAUUAAGUAUGAUAUCAGCCAAACAAGUUUGUGUCAUUUAGAUGUACUCUCUGCAGAACAGCCCAUAUGAUCUCUUUACCUUGGCAUAUGAUCUCUUUACCUGGGCCCAUAUUCAUAAAUCUUCUCGGAGUAGGAGUAAUUAUCUAGGAUCAGUUAUCUUUUAGCUCAUAGGCAAUUGAUUAAGUUUCCAUGGACCUGAUCCUAGAUCAGCACUUCUACUAUGGAACUCCUUAUGAAUACAGGCCCUGUUCUGAAGGGAGACUGGGUGCAUCCUAACAGUCUAAGUGGCUUUCUCUCCUUGUUUCCUUUAUUUAAUUGGCACUGAUCAGAAAGAACUACAUCUAUCCCCCAAUCAUAUAAGAUGAGUGCAGAUGGAAGGGAGGAAGCCGCUGUGUACAACUGACAUGCAGCAUGAAGCCUGUAGGCUUGACAGGGUUCCUCCACUGUCCUUUUAAGGCGGCUGCAUUUAUUUCCAGACAACACCAUGCCACUCCAAGCUGAGUCCACCCCUCUGGGUGACUGAUGUGCGUGCGUGUGUUCCUGCUUCUCGGCAACUGCUUGUACACACCCAUGCUGUGUGUGUGUAUGUAUUUGCGUGAGUGUCCAUGCUUUCAGAAUAUAUUUGCGCGAGUGAAUGAAUGUGUGUGUUCCUCUGGCCAGCUGAUGUAAUUGUUGUCUCAGGGAUUAGCUGACCUGUGCUGUUAAGGUGUGGAAUAUCUGGGUCCUGCUUUCUGGAGGCUAGCCACUUCCAGAUGGAUCGCAGUACAUGGAAGGAAGGAUGGCUCAUGGCCAGGUGAAUUGGUUUGUUCAGAGUGACUUGGGCGAAAUAAAGAAAAACACAUUCCA
Molecule: messenger RNA, 3700 nt
Organism: Salvelinus fontinalis (brook trout)
Lineage: Eukaryota; Metazoa; Chordata; Actinopteri; Salmoniformes; Salmonidae
Product: ADP-dependent glucokinase-like
Exons: 6
Coding region: 201-1685 (494 amino acids)
Biological process (GO): glucose metabolic process
Cellular component (GO): endoplasmic reticulum
Molecular function (GO): ADP-specific glucokinase activity
Source: RefSeq, a predicted model, not a curated record